UCAACUUUAGGUUAGGUAACUGCAAUGUCAUAAUGGAGCAGGGUCCCAAUAGACAAACAGGAUUAAUGGACCGACCCUCAGCAAAUGACUUUGUGGAAAAUGUUUCACCGAAAGUAAGAACUCAUACUGAAGAAAAAAGAGAGGAUUUUUUCAGCAGGAAGGGGGUUAUAACAAUGGAGGAAGGUGGCGAGAGAUGUACCCAUACCGCCGUACCCCCAUCUGCUAUGAUGACACUAGCGAUGGAGCUGCUGGUAUCAAACCGCGGCAAAGCCUCUAAAAUUUUUCAGGAUGCUAAACUGAAAACACAAGUUUCAACAGACGAAGAAGACGAGUCGAAUCUUCCAAAGUUGUGGGUCGUACCGAGCGCUACGUCAGAGGGGGAAGCCCCGGUUGCGUCACAUUUAAAACCAGCGAUGGAUAAUGCUGAUUUCGUGACGCUUUCGAGUCAGGAGUGUUUGGAUGUGGAAAAUAGGGAAGAAAACGACGACACAACGCCAGAGAUUAACUUUCAAGAUCUAAAAUUUUCUGUGGCUGACCUGAUUGGUUCAGAAGAUAAAGUGUUCCGGUACAGUGACGAUGAUGAUGACGUCACUGUGGAGAAUACGUCACCAAGCCAUGAGCAACUCACAGUAGGGGGUGGCGAUUUAAAUGAGCCCUUGCUGAAAGAUGGCACGAAGCAACACGACAGUUUAAUUCACAACAAUGACAUUUCAAUUAAUGCUCAAUGCUUCGGCACUGCGGGUGUCAUAAACCCGUCUGUGACGUAUCAAACUGAUGUACCCUUAACACAAGGGUCAAACGGGUUCAUAGCGUCGUUAACUGAUAAACCAAUCACCGUACGCGAACCGAACCACGUGAUUAACGACCACGCAGCAACCUUGAGCGAGUCAGAAGUAAACAAAACAACUUCGUGUCUUGAUUCCAAUUUAGAACACGAUGCCAGCCAUUGCACCAGGCAAAGCAAGAGUCAGAUUUGCAGUGACGUAACUUUGAGUCCCGGGAGGGAUUAUUUCAGUCUCAGCUCAAAGGAACGCGAUUCGGAUUCCAUAAGCAUAACGCCUGGCUCUAAUUUGAUAUCUAGCAAUCACCAUACCGUCCAUAGGGAAUUAAGAAAUGACAAUUUAGAUCGAGUGGUACGUGGAGCACAAAUGGCGGAUGCUUCUGGGUUUUCUUCCGCUCCAUCCAGGUCUUCGUCUUCUUUAUCUCUCUGCUCCCUCGGCUCCCUGUCCUCCGCCUCGCUCCAGCUCUCUAUGACGUCAGGGAAGGUCUCUGUUGCCUCAUGUGUUAGUCUCACGCCCGACAGUUUGGACCUAUGUGAGCGGAAGUGCUUGGGGGUAAGUAACCUCACCGACGCUUGCGGUCGUUGUGCAUUAACUAGCUCCUACGGUAAGCUGCCAUUAAACGAGCAGCACUUUGAGAGCGCGUCGAAAUUAAAGAUGGCGUCAUUCGAGCCCAUUUAUGGAUGUGACGGCUGUGGCUCUGCUGGCACAUCAGCAGCCAAUGCAUUAAACGUACCAUUGCAAUACAACUCCCAAUUGAACGAUGCAAGCUUGAAAAUAACGCGCCUCCGCAGUCGGUCGACCUCCUCAGACCGUGGUAGAAGUAACUGUGUUUCUCCGAAAAGUCCUUCCCGUAAAGUAAUCUGCAAAUACAGUGAGCAAGAACCAGCAAAAGCGAGUCCAGUGUUGCCAGGUAAGGUCAUCUCUCAAGCUGUGUUUCCGGAAGCGGAAAAUCCGACUUUGGCGACUCCAGUUUUAUUCUUAAAAAAGCAGAAGUGCACUGGGUGUGGGCAACACGCUGAUAUGCCUGCGCUUUGCUGUUGCAUAAGGUCAAAACCCAAAGCACCGCCUAGAACUGACAGCAGGGGUGCUGUGGAUAAGUUCUCUGUAAGAAAUGAAGAUUCUAAAGCAAGACGAAGCUCGUCCUCGAGUUCGCAGGAUUCAGAACCCCGUCUCGUUAAAGAGCAAGAGAGAGUUUUGAAUUCUGAUGACGUCACAAAACAUGACGUCAUCAGAAGUAAAUCGGACAUCAUCGAAAAGCAAGGAGAGGUUUUGAUUUCUGAUGACGUAAAAGAAUCAACCGACGACGUAUUGCAUUUGAUAAAAAAUGAAGAUUCAGAACAUAAAGUAAUUCUGACCUCGACUUCGAACACAAUAAGCGAGCUACCUGUUGUAGCUGAAUGCUGGACAACCGAAAAACAAACAAACAAAGAAGAAAAUGAAAAGCAAGCGGCUUGUGUUACAACGAGGACGCAUAGGGACGGGUGUAGAGUUACUCUAUCCAAUCUUAAUGAGGGAAAGCGAGCCGGGAAUCGUUUAGUGGUCCAGGAAACUGGUUUGAAUGGUGAAUGUAGUACAGCGAGAGGCAAACAGCUGGUUACAGCCGAUGAUAUAGUGUGUGCGAGUUCGUCAAUGCCACUCUCGGAGCAAUGGAAACAUGAGAAAGAAAUGCCGAGUAGAAAUGACCAACAGGAAACUAUUAUUGAAGGCGAGGGGACUGGACGCAUAAGGGUGGUUGGGGGUUCGAAGAUAACCCUUCUUAAAGGGAUAAGAGGUCCUGGUCAAGCAUUGGAAAGUUCGAGAACUUCUCCUAGUAGGAAGAUUGUCAUAAUGACUGAUGAUGACAUAGAUAUGGGUCAUAACGUACAUGGUAAAGAUAAACAGGCGGCGCCUGACAGCGUACUUGGCAAAGGCUGCGAGUUGAAACGUCAUAAUGAUAAUUGUGAAGCGAUAACAGAGCUUAACGCUUCCAGUCAAGUUCGUCCAAUAGAAUCGCGCGUUGUCGCAUCGCAUAGUGACGUAACAAGCACGUCUAUCAAUGGGAAUGGUCCAAUCAGCAAGCAGGAAAGUUCUGGCAUUACAGAGGCUUGUUUGAAUACCUCGAACGCAGAGAAGUCAGUCGAACAGAUCGUGGUCGAACCGAGUUUCGUUUCCUUCGAAGGCCAGAAAGUGUACAAAGCAUCCACCCCUUACAGGUCACCAGUUACCUCGACUAUUAGUUCCCAGGAGUGUUCCAGUUUCAGAAACAAGGUCACGAUAGUUCACAAGAAACCUGACUUCCCGUCGACUAGUCCAGAGCCGCAGGGAAAAAUGAAAUUGAAAAAAGAAGUUAUUGCGAAAAGACAAGCGUCCUCGCCAAGGGUAAAAACACCAGACGUUAAAGACGCGAAAAGCUACACUUCGACUGUAACACUUUCUUUGAAGCCGUCUGCAAAGGUGAGAACGCCCACAGAAAAUAAAGAAGAUCUCAGCUUUUACACAAACCCGGGCGCUAACCCGGAGUAUCAUAAAUGGGUGCAACAAUGGACCACAUGUGAAAAAGAUGCAGUAGCUAUAUCGCCAAUCCGAGACCACGUAAGAGAGUUUAACAGCAAGAACGACAAACCAGUCAUGCCGACGAGAAACUGCGUUGGGGCAAGGAAUCGAAUCCAGUCAAACGUAGAAUAUUCUAGAAUCCCUCACGUAAGAGACAACGCAAGAACACAGUCGUCUUCAGUGAGCACAAUGUUUGGAGAGCAGUCGCACGAUGGCGCAAAAGAUCCAGAAGCAACAAUGACGUCACCGCCACCCCAUUCUGUAACCGAUGACGAAGAAUUUAGUGGGGUUGUUGAAGCACCGCUCAAAAAUGUGAAAGACAUAAGAGCAAUGUUUAAGAAAGGACCGGAUUAUAAAAAUUACGCCAAACCCCGAAGUCUGAGUUCAAACAGUGCUUCUAAACAAGAAGAAAAGGACCGUCGGCAUACCACAGGGGACCAAUUGGACGAUGACAUUUUUGAUGACGUCACCGUUUCGGAUCACAAGGUAGCAAAGCAGGUGAUGGGAAUGUUCCAGGGAGCACUGGAUAUUGAGAAAGAGUUGGCAGUGUUUGAAGAAGAACGUUUGAGCCAAUCUUCGAAUAUUUCACCUAUAAAGCAGAAUGGCCACGCAGUAAUUACAACAACAUAUACUCAGGAGCGUAACGUGACAACCCCCAAGUCCUCCUCUGUGACGUCACCAACGUCGACCUCUAGCGGCGAAAAUAAUAGUAAUGACGACAUUGCACCCGAAGACAUUCGAACCUCAAUAGCUAAGAUAAAAAGCGAGUCAGCCACCGUUGCCUCAUUCGACGAAUCAUUGGAUCAGUUCUACGACGUUCUUAAUGAUCUUACGUCGUAGUUUGACGCGUUUGACGCAUUUGAUGCAACCAAUGCGUGACGGCGUAAACGUUGCGCACAGCGAACAGUCUGUAUCUUUUGUUUUCAGUUUAAAAACGCUUCCUCGCCGAAUGCUGUUUACUUUUUUGGUUGAAUAACCGCUGAGUAUAAUGUAUAUAUUUUCCCCGUUAUUGCAAUAAAGUUUUACGUCCGAUAUUGUUUA
Molecule: messenger RNA, 4355 nt
Organism: Ciona intestinalis (vase tunicate)
Lineage: Eukaryota; Metazoa; Chordata; Ascidiacea; Phlebobranchia; Cionidae
Source: RefSeq, a predicted model, not a curated record